Prunus dulcis (almond) is the source of this 1450-nucleotide messenger RNA. RefSeq lists its product as uncharacterized. The record is from RefSeq and is a predicted model, not a curated record. Gene Ontology annotation, molecular function: DNA binding. The coding region runs from base 793 to 1404 and encodes 203 amino acids. Lineage: Eukaryota; Viridiplantae; Streptophyta; Magnoliopsida; Rosales; Rosaceae. The transcript has 3 exons.
UUUGUAAACUAAAAUUCUUUAGAUAUGCUUCAUUAUCACCCAUGCUAUGGUUGUAUGUAAGGCCGGAGGCCUAUUAUGUAAAUUGCAUGAAUUUACAUUGUGCAUACUGCUGUUGAGAUUAUAUCAUUGUGUUUUAACAGGUUGAAAAAUUUGCGAAAUGUCCGUUUUUCAAGGGAGACUCUGCCGAAAUUUCGGCAGAAAGUCUUGUCCCUCUUAGUAAGUGGGCCCAAAAUCAAAUUGAUGUUGGAAAUACCACAGGAUCCAUUGUGGAUUCCGAGGAAUUAGGGGCAGGUCCUGUCAAACAUAGCACCAUACACAAAGUGAAACCCUUUCUUUUCUUUUUUGCGCUAGGAUCAAGCUAGAAUCAACACCAUCUUUAUAAGUUACAAAAAAAACAAAAAAACAAAACACCCUACAACGGGAAAGAUACAAAAAAAAAUUAAAAAAAAAUAAAAACGUUUCAAACACUAAGUGUAGCCUACUGGAGCUCAGCCAAAAUUGACACAUCAUUACAUGCAAAAAAAGGGUGGAGCCAAAAGUGGUAGGUAACGUCCAGACAGGUGUUGGUGGAGGAAACCUGCGCCAGAGAAGUUUUACCAAAACGCCUAAUACCAGAGGGUGUGAAGCCCCUUGUUUUUCCAAAUUGUCCUUCUAGAAUUCUCGAUUUCAUGUAUAAAUUAACUUAAGCACACCUUGCUGGUAUGUGUGCAAAGCUACCGCAAGCUGGUUACUAUUGAGUAUUCUAAGGUAUUUCUAAUUACCAAAUAGACUUCGCUUCCAUAGAAAGAGACGAUGGCGAAUUCAUCAAACAGAUCUGAAAGCCAAGAAAUGAAGGCAUCUUUGGGAGGGUGCAGUGAUGUAUUAUUGCCUAACCGAGCUCAAUCAGCUCAACAAGUUAUACCACCUCCCCAAGGAGCUCAAGCUGUAGAUGGUCGCUUUGACCUAAAUUUAUUGCCUGAGGAGGAAGAAAAAGACCAACUAAUGGUGGCGGCUGAUGAACCACCAUUGACCGAUGAUCAACAUCAACCACCACCCGCAGCAUAUCAAGAUCAACCACCACCAGCCACGACUGAUCAAGAUUCACCACCAGCUUGGGCUGAUCAACAGCAGCCACCACCAAGUGUGGCUGAUCAAGGUCAGCCACCAGUUGUGGAAAGUGGAGAUCUACAAAGACCAAAACGCGGUCGAGAAAGAUCUGGGCCUUCUGGUUCGAUCACAAUUGACAUUGAUAGGCCAGAUUGGUUGCCUAUUGGGUGGGGGGUCUCUGCCUCAAUGCGCCUAAAUGGUCGGACUACUGGUUUCGUUGACAAGAUUUAUAUAAGCCCGGAAGGAGAAAAGUUUCGGUCUAAGAAGCAAGCUCUCCUUUCGAUUACAAGAAAUAAUGGUGAAAAUAAUAAUUUGUAAUGAAAGGUGCAUUUCUUUAGAAACAUAUUAUUUUGAGAUUAAUGGA